GAAAAAGAGAAAAAAGGAAGAAGUUGAAUUUGGAAGUUUUUGGCAAAUUGGGGGCGGCUAGCCGUCAUUGCGCGGAGAAGCUUCUGAAACAUCCUAACCCAACUCGACAGGACAAGAUUCUCUCUCCUUUGAUUUCUCAGACAACCAAAAAACAAAUCGUCAAUUCCAACUCCAAUUCCUCCAAUUUUGAUUCGCACUCCAAUCUUGACCCUUUCAAGCCCUAAUUCUUCUAUUUUUUUUUUCCCGCAAUCUCAAUGGAAUCCGCAUCGUUUAGGUUUAGCUGACAAAAACCCGAAUCCAAACCCCAAAUGGCGUCGUCGGAGAUCGAGGUGGUAACAUCGUCGGACUCCAAACCCAACGAAACUUACCAGCAGCCUCCCAUUACCGACGUCUACACUGCCUCCACCUACGGUGACUUACAAAAAUUGAGGAAUUUCGUCGAACAUGACGGUGCCUCCGUUACCGUUCCCGAUGGGAAUGGCUAUUACGCUCUUCAAUGGGCUUGCCUUAACAACUUCCAUGAAAUUGCCCACUAUCUCAUUCAGCACGGGGCUGAUGUCAAUGCUGCUGACCACAAUCAACAAACGGCAUUGCAUUGGGCAGCAGUUCGGGGUUCCAUUCCAUCUGCCGAUGUGCUCUUGGAGAAUGGAGCUCGGGUUGAAGCCACAGACAUAAAUGGAUAUCGGCCGUUUUCUAAAAGCUGUCAAUAUUCAAAUCAUUAUACCCUGGUAGCUCAUGUUGCAGCACAAUAUGGACAAACAGCUUUCUUAAACCACAUUGUUGUAAAGUACCAUGCUGAUUUUGACGUGCCUGAUAAUGAUGGAAGGAGUCCUCUUCUUUGGGCUGCAUAUAAGGGAUUUGUUGAUACAGUAAGAUUGCUUCUCUUCAGAGAUGCUAGUCAAAGGAGACAAGAUAAAGAUGGUUGCACUCCAUUGCACUGGGCUGCAUUAAGAGGAUACGCGGAGGUGUGUGCUGUGCUUGUUCAUGCAGGCACCAAAGAAGAACUAACAGUGAAGGACAAUGCUGGAAGCACUCCAGUGCAGCUUGCACAUGAUAAAGGUCAUCGGCAUGUCGCUCUUUUCCUUUCUAAUCAACUACGGGCACAUAGCAACCAAGACAAAAUUUGCGGUGGGAAGUUGACAGAAGUUGGUUAUGCUCCCUUGUUAUUGUUUGUUAUAGUCUUUUGUAUGAUUCUCUUCAUCAACUCGGUUGUUACAGCUCCUGGUCUUAAAAAGAUUACUGCUGUUGUUGGACUUUGGGCGUGGACAGCUCUUUCUCUGGCAGUUGGUUCCCUGAUUAUGUUUUAUAGGUGUAGUAGUAAGGAUCCUGGUUACAUCAAACGGGUGGGAGACUUGGGUGGUAAUGCAGAGGAUCCAUUGCUGAAUAUUGAUCUGAAUAGUUCCUCUAUUUGGGCAGGAAAUUGGUCUCAACUUUGCCCUACCUGCAAGAUAAUAAGGCCUAUCCGAUCCAAGCAUUGCCCUACAUGUAAGCGUUGUGUGGAACAGUUUGAUCAUCAUUGUCCAUGGAUAUCUAAUUGUGUGGGAAAGAGUAAUAAGAGGGAUUUCUUUAUUUUCAUCUGCAUGGGAACGUUGACUUCUUUACUUUCUGGUGCCAUUGCAAUUCAGAGAAUUUGGACAUCUAUACCAGCAUUUUCAGCAGACGAAACAUGGAUUCAUCAUGUGUUAGUUAACCAUCCAGGCGUCGUCAUAUUUUUGGUGAUCGAUGUUGUUAUUUUACUUGCCGCUACAAGUUUGACGAUAACACAGGCUUCCAUGAUAGCCCGAAAUGUGACGACAAAUGAAAUAGCAAAUUUGAAGCGUUAUGAGUAUCUUCGCGGUCCUGAUGGACGGUUCAGAAACCCAUAUAACCACGGCUGUUGGAAGAAUUGUGUCGACUUUGUUUUUGUAGGUCACACAAAUGACGAUGAUAUUGCUUGGCGUCCGUUACAGCAGAUUGCUGCUCCUUAGUGGAGCAUCCUUUGUUAUAUUAUUUCCGUAGUUUUAAUGGGUAGAUAUGUAGAGUCCAUUUGCAGGGUAAAUUGUUCAUUGGAUGAUAUACGUGUACAUUUGAUUGCAAAGCAUAAAAUGGAUAAACCAUGUUUCUGUUUUGGUCUUGAGAAAAUGCAAACCGUGGUUUCAAGUCUCAUUUACGUUAUUGUAUAAGAUUUACGGUUCUACACU
Molecule: messenger RNA, 2180 nt
Organism: Arachis ipaensis
Lineage: Eukaryota; Viridiplantae; Streptophyta; Magnoliopsida; Fabales; Fabaceae
Source: RefSeq, a predicted model, not a curated record